Molecule: messenger RNA, 540 nt
Organism: Cokeromyces recurvatus
Lineage: Eukaryota; Fungi; Mucoromycota; Mucoromycetes; Mucorales; Mucoraceae
Exons: 1
Coding region: 91-396 (101 amino acids)
Source: RefSeq, a predicted model, not a curated record
AUAAGGUUUAUAUGACAACAGGGAAAAUCGUGAUUGUAGUAAAGAUGCAUAAGUGUUGUCUUCCUGAUUUUCUCAUGUUGUCAACUAAUUAUGCCGACGUUUCUAUCUUCACAAAUUAUGCAUAACUUCGAUUUCUUCUUUCUCACGUCGGAAUCCUUUAUUGAUGGUUUAAACCUUCUUUUAUUCUGUCUGUUUAUUCUGAACGGCAGGUUAUAUUCCACUUCUAUUGGCUGCUUAUCCACUUCGUUGCUAAUAGACUGGACAUUUGUAAGGUUGUACAAAAAUACUAAAUUUGUAUCACGUAAAAUUUUGUCGGACAGUCACGUGACAGCUCGGCUUAUUCUGGUAUUAUAUUUCCACCCCUUUUAUAUGCUUCCUUUUUUAUACCUGUUGUGAUUGCAUUCGUCUUUACAACCAAGUUAAAAGAAAUAAGCUAUCAUUUAUUAAAUAAUAAAGAGGUUAUUCAAAUAAAAGUAGUGUAUUGUAUUUCACAGCAUCAUAUUCAUUCUACAUUCAGUUUUAAUAAUAGUCAUUAUUAGA